CAGCUCGCCGACCUUGCGCCGAUCAUCUUGGAGACCCGACAUCCACCCAUCACGCCUCUCUACCUAUCAUAUUACAUCACUCACCGAAACUCGACAAGGGCCGCGUCCGGCAGUCCCAAGCCACCAACAACCCGCCCUCCUUUCCCUCGAUAGCCAGAGAGGGUUGACAUUCUGAAGAUGGGAGAUCACGCUGCCAGCAAGCUGGAUCACGAGAACCACCUCCUCCUCGACCAACCGCUGCUCCGCCUGCCCGUCGAGCUCCUCCGCAAGAACUUCCGGUCGGCGCACUUCGAGGUCGAGAAGGAUGGGGCCUAUAUCAAGAACGCGCUGCGAGAGACGGCGACCGGGUGCGUCAACGGCCGCACCUCGCAGGCCGACGUGUUGCGCAACCUCGACACCAUGAUCGCCCGCAUGCGCGGCAUCAAGCGAAAGCUGACCACCUUCGCCGAAGAGGAGCAGCGUCUCCACCUCCACGAGGAGGCUCGCCUCAGGCACGUCUCCGAGCUGUAUGCCAUGCACAGCGUCGACGACGUCAAGUACGAAGCUUGGAGCCGCAUCCGCCUCAACCGUCUGCUCGUCGACUACCUCCUCCGCCACGGAUACAUCGAUAGCGCGCGAGCCCUGGCCAAGGAGAAGGGGAUCGAGGCCCUCGUCGACAUCGACACCUUCGAGCAGAUGAACAAGAUCCGCAAGUGCAUCCUGGGCCGGAGCGUGACCGAGGCCCUGGCCUGGUGCUCAGCGGGAGACACCAAGAAGGAGCUGCGGAAGAUGGACAGCAACCUCGAGUUUAUGCUUCGCUUCCAGCAGUACAUCGAGCUAGUCAGAGACCCGUCCACGAAGGCCGGCGAUAUCGUGACCCACGCGCGCAAGUACCUGGGCUCGUACCGGGGUUCGUACAGGCAAGAGAUGCUGCAGGCGUGUGGGAUGCUGGCGCUGCCGCCAGGCUCGGCGCAGGACGUCGACGCGUAUGUGGACCUGUACUCGCCGGCACGGUGGGAGAUGCUAGCGAACCUGUUCACGACGACGCACAACGCGCUGCUGGCGCUGCCGCCGGUGCCGCUGCUGCACGUGGCGCUGUCGUCGGGCCUGUCGGCGCUCAAGACGCCAGCUUGCCACUCGCACCACCCUCCGCCGUCCUCGCCGGAGUCCUCGUCCUCGUCGCCGUCGCCGUCGCCGGCGGCCGAGGCGGGAAGCGGCCACCCGGUCGCGCACCGGACCCCCACCACAUCCGCCGCCGCCACCGCUAGCCUCACCGCCAGCGUCUGCCCCAUCUGCAGUACCGAGCUCAACAGCCUCGCCCUGAACGUGCCGUACGCCUUCCACAGCAAGAGCUACGUCGAGCCGGACCUGCUGCUGCUACCCAACAGCCGCGCGUACGGCAAGGCCCGCCUCGAGGAGCACGCACGAAAGGCGGGACUGCCCGAGGGCCAGGUCAAGGACCUACGCACCGGCGAGGUCUUCGCCGUCGACGAGCUCAAGAAGGUGUACAUCACGUGAACGUGGUUGUUCCUACCACGACCUAUACUACUGCUGCUGCUGCUGCUGCUGC
This is a messenger RNA of Durotheca rogersii, 1549 nucleotides long. RefSeq names its product protein FYV10. Lineage: Eukaryota; Fungi; Ascomycota; Sordariomycetes; Xylariales; Xylariaceae. Gene Ontology annotation, biological process: proteasome-mediated ubiquitin-dependent protein catabolic process. The transcript has 3 exons. The record is from RefSeq and is a predicted model, not a curated record. Bases 178 to 1497 code for a protein of 439 amino acids. Gene Ontology annotation, cellular component: nucleus; GID complex; cytoplasm. Gene Ontology annotation, molecular function: protein binding; ubiquitin protein ligase activity.